CAAUAAAAUUUAACUUCAAGCUUCUGUGUCCUUCUCCACGGCCUGCGGCCUAUGAGAUAUUUUUAACUAGCCUGUUUUGGAUUUUGCACCAUUAAAGUUGAUGAACCAGUUCGUUGACCUGGAAUAAUCCUUGAAAGAACUAGAAGAACAGUGACUGAACUUUUUUCUCAGCUCAGAAGAACGACUUCCUCUGACUGAGAACAUUAAGAAGGUGGCGAAAUGGGAAAACUUGGUCGGAUUCUAGACACGUUUUGUCUCUCAUCAUCAUCUAGCUCAAGUUCUUGCUUCUGUAUGAAUUCCAUGGAGGCUAAGGAUGAGAAUGAGAUGAAGCCCUUGGUUGCUACUGAAAGUAGUGAUGGAGACCAAAAGCUCAGAUUGAAGGAUGUAGUUGCUGGGAAGCAGACAUUGGGUUUUCAAUUGAAACCAAAGAUAGUGAUGUUGAAGGUUUCCAUGCAUUGUGAUGGUUGUGCUAAGAAAGUUGAGAAGCAUGUGUCCAAGUUAGAAGGGGUGAGCUCAUACAAGGUAGAUCUGGAAAACAAAAUGGUGGUUGUUGUUGGAGACAUUCUUCCUUUGGAAGUGUUAGAGAGUGUGUCCAGGGUUAAAAAUGCUGAGCUUUUGAGUUAAUUCUUCAUCCAUGUCUCUGUCAUGUUGUUUGAAUUAUUGAGUGCAUAUUAAUCCUUUUGCCUACCCUACUUUCUUUAUGCAAUUCUCUUGCAGGAUAGCAAUAUUAUUUUAUUA
Molecule: messenger RNA, 738 nt
Organism: Neltuma alba
Lineage: Eukaryota; Viridiplantae; Streptophyta; Magnoliopsida; Fabales; Fabaceae
Product: protein SODIUM POTASSIUM ROOT DEFECTIVE 2-like
Exons: 3
Coding region: 220-624 (134 amino acids)
Molecular function (GO): metal ion binding
Source: RefSeq, a predicted model, not a curated record